AUGGGAGCCUGCUGCACAAAAGAUUCAAUCAAUGGAGGAGGAGGAGGAGGAGGAGGAGGAGGAGGAGGAGAGUACAUGACCCAUGACAAGGAUGAGAGGGAUUCCAACCGGGGAGAUGAUGGAGCAGAGAUUCGUCGUGGCGAUGACGGAGCCAUCGUUCGACUCCAUGGAUCCUCUGCGUUCAUAUCAAUGUAUACUCAACGAGGAAGAAAAGGAAUCAAUCAAGAUGCAAUGACGGUUUGGGAGGAUUUCUCAGGGGAGAAAGGUUUGGUGUUUUCUGGAGUUUUUGAUGGCCAUGGUCCGUUUGGUCAUAGGGUUGCUCGCCAUGCACGAGACAUGCUGCCCUCCAAGCUCUCCAAGGCUAUCAAAAAGCAGCGGCGGCCAUCACAUCUCCAAAAUGGGGUUUCUAAAGCUUCUGUUCAACCAAACAACAAUGAAGGAAAUCAACGAAAUCCAUUGGUUUCAAGAUGGGAAGCUGCUUUUGAAGAAGCUUAUACGGAUUUUGAUCGAGACCUCGGCUUUGAUUCAUCUAUUGAUUGUUUCUGCAGUGGAACAACAGCCAUGUCCAUUAUCAAACAGGGAGAGCAUUUGGUGGUUGCAAAUGUGGGUGACUCCCGGGCGGUUCUUUGCACCAGAGGAGACAACCAUCAGCAUAUUCCCAUCCAAUUAACAGCUGACCAGAAACCAAAUGUUCCAAGUGGGUAUUGUUUAUGCAAUAAGAACUCUAUCUUAUCAAAUUUGAGACAAAAUUUUGAGAUAAGACAAAUGAUGGCAAAUAAUUCAUUCAGAAGAUCACAAAGGAAUGAACAAUUUAGCAGAUUUUUAUGUUGUUAUCCAAGCUAUUUGAAUCUGGUUAGGAACCACAGACCUCCACAAUGCUCCCAACCAUUUUCAACGAUCCUUCCCUUGAAGAAAGUACACCAUAGAAUCUCCCCUGAGGUCUAUGGAGCCCUCGAAUAG
Messenger RNA from Cucurbita moschata (crookneck pumpkin), 960 nucleotides. RefSeq names its product probable protein phosphatase 2C 73. Gene Ontology annotation, biological process: protein dephosphorylation. The transcript has 4 exons. Gene Ontology annotation, molecular function: protein serine/threonine phosphatase activity. NCBI's taxonomy places the organism in Eukaryota, Viridiplantae, Streptophyta, Magnoliopsida, Cucurbitales, Cucurbitaceae. The record is from RefSeq and is a predicted model, not a curated record. The coding region runs from base 1 to 960 and encodes 319 amino acids.